CGUUCAUCCGAGUAGUCGUCGUCGCUUCUCACUUUGUAGCUUCAGAUUCUCAUCUCUCAUCGCUCUCACCACCUAAUCUGUCAAGUUGAAGGCUUGAACUUGAUGGGUUCCCCUGAGCUGUAGAUUUGAAAGAACGAAACGCAACGCUAAAUAGCCAGCAGACAUACGGGUACAGGAACCCCGUCAUCAUCUAGACGGGGAACAUUUUGCAGCCUCGCAGGGUGGGAAGUCAGGACCGCGACACUUGUCCUCCCGGACUCAACUUACAUAAAAUUUCGGCGAUGAUAGCUCCGGCUGAGAAACCUGAGCAAGAUGGCUGUUUACAAGAGCCAAGUCCGGACGACUUGGUCAUGGGGACGAACAGCAGCUCGAUUGUGUCAAAACGUAGCGUCGAGAGGCUAUAUUACCCAGAGGAGCCGCACUUCUUCCGGUUCUUUGUCAACAAGUUCCAACGCAGAGCCCCCCUGAUAAAUCGGGGCUACCUUCUCCGCCUCAAGGUCAUCGAUACGCUUGUUCGCCAAUUUCUCGAGGAGCCAUCGUCUCGCAAGAAAGUCGUUGUCAACCUCGGUUGCGGCAGCGACGUGUUGCCUUGGCAAUGCAACACGCGGUAUCCCGAGCUGUCCCAAGACGUCCUUUUUGUCGACGUUGACUUUCCUGAUCUCAUGGACAAGAAACGCAAGGUGGUUCUCGGUACGCCGGAGCUGCGUCAGCUGUUGGGAUCGCACCGGGUCGGCGCCGAGAGCUCGCCCAUUUACCUGCGAAGUGAGAAGUAUUGCCAAAUAGGUUGUGAUUUGCGCCAGCUUGAUCUUCUUCGAGAUUGUCUAUCAACCCUCAUCGGUUCGCCGGCUGCCGAAGGAAGCUUCCUCUUCGUAGCUGAGGUGUCCAUCACAUAUCUGGAGACACUUGCCGCCGAUCAAGUCAUUCAAUGGGCAGGCACGCUCGGGAACGCCAACUUCUGUCUGUUGGAGCAGAUCCUCCCCGACGGCCCCGAUCACCCCUUCGCGCAGACCAUGCUGAAGCACUUCGACAAGUUGAAGACGCCACUGAGAUCAGUGCUGCAAUAUCCCACCGUACACAGUCAAGAGGAGCGCUUCGUCAGCCGAGGCUGGUCCGACGUCCAAAGUUGGACUUUAUGGGAGGCGUGGUCAGACGGACAGUUCAUGUCCUCGGCUGAGCGUAAGAGCUUGGAUCAUGUCGAGCCUUUCGACGAGUGGGAGGAGCUCUCUCUGUUCGCAAGCCACUACAUUGUUGUUCUGGCACGCACCAAGACUCCGUCGGAGGAAACUGAAGAGUCGACCAGGCGAUGCCGGCCGAAUUCUAGUCCGUCGUCGUCCUCUGGCGUUCCACCACUACCGGCGACCAUGACCUUCCGUGACUAUCCGUCUGGCCGAGGGCAACGACGCUUCGCUGCCGCCAUGCUGACCGAAGACCUUUAUGGCCAGAGCCUUAUUUACAAUGUCAUGGGCCAAGGACCUCGGUCGAGACUUGGAAGCUGCGAUAUUCACGGUGCAGCCGGCGGAUCAGCUCAGCAGCCUCUUUUGCCAGGGCCGCAGCUCGGCGGGCCGUCUGCGAGAGUGUGCCAUACACUGACGGACCUGGGAGCCUUGGGUGUACUCCUCGUAGGCGGCCGGACUUCACCUGCCGCUGCCCUCCAGGACUGCUGGCUGUACAAGAAAGUAGUGAAUCGGUGGGAGAGAGUGCACGAUCUGCCGGUGCCUCUGUUCAGACACUCGGUCCUCAGGCUGGGCUCGUCAGCUCUCGCGCUCCUGGCAGGUGGGAAGACCAACCACCAUUCGGCGUCCUCGCAUUUCUACCUCUAUCACCCGGAGAACGGGUGGGUAAGAUGUCGGGUGCAGGGGGUACUGCCGGCGCUCUUCGGAUUGGUUUUGACGGAGCUGCCGAAUUCCGAGCCUGGAUCGUAUCGAGGCCUUCUUUAUGGGGGCAUGCUCGAGGAUGGCAUACUGAACGAACAAGCUUAUACGUGGAAGCUGGAUUUGGCGGACUCACAGCCUCUCCUAGCGCUUAGGCCUUGCAGCGUCGAGCCAGGCGAGGGCAAUGCUGAGCAGCAGACUCUUCACAGGUUUGGUGCUUUUUGCAUUCCGCAGGGCGAGCAUUCCAUUCUUUUGGGAGGUGUGGUGGCCAGAUGUCUGCUACCUCGGGAGUCAGACAUGCUCGUUCUGAAAGGCACGUCCUCUGGCUUCGAGGCUGUGGCCCGGCUCGUGGACAAAGACAACGCCCGGUCUCUCCGUCCCUUCAGCAUCGGUGGUUCGGUGGUCGGGAAUGGGGAAGACACAUUCAGCAUCCUGGGGGGUGGAAUGACAUGUUUCUCUAUGGGGAGCUUUUGGUCCAAGGGAAAUUAUACCGUCCAUGCGGAUAUUGUCAGGCUCGGAAAAGACACGCCGCCGCCGCCGCCGCCGCCGGCGGCAACCGGUGGUAGGAUGGCUGCGAAUCCGGCGACGUACCUGCAAACGACGGAGAUUGUCGCUGCUGCUGACGUCGUUGUACAGGGAGCCCAAAGUAGAGGGAAGACUACGAGCGGCAACUCGUCCCAAUCGACUACGGUGGUAGUCCGGCGCGUUAAAGUCGCGUCGCAGGAAGAGUUUAACCAAAUCCUCGAAACUGGAAAGCCAGUGAUCAUCGAGGGGGUAGACGUGGGGUCUUGCGUGGCCAGGUGGACGCCAGAAUACCUGGUCAGCACAGUCGGGGCUCACCGAAAGGUCUUGGUGCACGACUCGACCACGGAGAAGAUGGAUUUCAACGCCAAGAAUUUUAGCUACGCGACGAUGAGCUUUGAGGAACUUAUCCGUGAGGCGCAAGCGGGCCGCAAGGUGUAUUUGCGGGCAUUGUCGGCGGCAGAGCCAUCCAACGUGGCGGCGAAACUCGAGACCGACUUCCCAGGGUUGGCGGAGGACUUUCGUCUGCCGACCGAACUUGGGUUCGUUUCGGACAACGAGUUCAGCUCGAUACUCCGCAUCUCGGGGCCGGUGAACAUGUGGCUGCAUUAUGAUGUUAUGGCCAACGUGUAUGUUCAGGUGAAGGGGACCAAGCGAUUGAUGCUCUUCCCACCGGGCGAUCUGACGCGGUUAGGAUUCGCUCCAGGAGCGUCCAGCUCGAGCGUGGAUGUUUUCGGAGCGCUAGAACAAGGCCUUCUGGGGACCGACGGCGACGGGACCGACGGCGACGCGGGGGUUCACCCGCACGAAGCGGCGGUCGGCGCCGGCGACAUCCUCUAUCUGCCCCCGCUAUGGCUCCACACGGCACAACCGACAACUAGGCCAGGGGAGCUUAGCGUGGCGGUCAACGUCUUCUUCCGGAGUAUGGCAGCCGGGUGGUAUGCGACAGGGCGAGAUAUCUACGGGAAUCGCGAUCUAGGGCCGUAUGAAAAAGGGAGACAAGACGUCGCGAAACUGGCGCGUAGCCUGUGCAAGCUGCCUAGGGAGGCGGCGGGGUUUUACGCGGACCGGCUGGCGGAGGAGUUGCGACAGUCGGUACACAAUGCGGAUUAGACAGGUUUAUCAUCGCAUGGUGAGAGAGAUGACUCCAUGUCCUUUCUAUACCAGACUGGUCGCUCGGUCAGUACCAAAGUGCGUAUCGUAUCCGUAUUUGGUAUCCGUAUUUGGCGACUCGAGAUGUUAUGAAGGGGGUUCAAAAAAGAGGGAGUGUUCCUGCGUCAUAGACCCCCUGUUGGGCUUAUGACGGAUCAUGGGUGAUUACCUUAUUGUUUGCACUGCCUUAUUAUGCAUACUAUCUACCUUAUGCUAUGUAUUCCGCCCCUUAUAAGGUAGUUGUCU
Messenger RNA from Sodiomyces alkalinus F11, 3791 nucleotides. RefSeq names its product LCM-domain-containing protein. The transcript has 7 exons. Gene Ontology annotation, biological process: wybutosine biosynthetic process; tRNA methylation. Gene Ontology annotation, molecular function: tRNA methyltransferase activity; protein binding. The coding region runs from base 351 to 3506 and encodes 1051 amino acids. The record is from RefSeq and is a predicted model, not a curated record. Lineage: Eukaryota; Fungi; Ascomycota; Sordariomycetes; Glomerellales; Plectosphaerellaceae.